AUGGAUAAGAAUAGCAACACAUUUGAUGCUAGCAAUAAGCAGCUCAACGCUGUGAAGGAGUGCAAGGAACUCAAGAAAUGCAAGAAAGAUGUUGAGGUAGUUGACCUCAGCUCCAAUCUUAUUGUCUCAAUGAAGGGACUUGACGGAUUCAACAAGCUUAGAGUUCUUAACUUGGAUCAUAAUUUCCUUGUCAAUUUGGAUAAUAUGCCCAGUUUCUCAAAGCUUGAUACUAUCAGUUUGAAUUAUAACAGACUUAAUGAUCUUUCAAAUGUAGUGAAACAUCUUGCGAAGAGGUCUCCUAAAAUAUUGCAUCUCAGCUUGCUUAAGAAUCCAAUAAAUCCUGGUCCAGAGAAUGAGUCAAAAUAUGAAGCAUUCAGAAAAACUUUCAGGAAGAGUUUCAAGAAGCUACUCAGUCUUGAUGGAGCUGAUUUCGAUGGGAGUAGUAUUGUUCUUCCAGGCGUUCUCUCCUCCAAGUCUCAGGGUUUAACUCCUAUCCUUGAAGAGAGUAAAGCAAGAGCAACGAAUUAUGAUCCUCAUAAGGCACUUGAGAGUGGUGGUGUGAAGAGAGGAAAAUCUAGCACUCUUGCUGUCACCUCAAAGGGAAAAGGAAAGCUUACUUACAAUCAUAAGGCUUACAAGAAGUACAACUCCACCAGAUCCCUAGCAGAUAGAAUCCUCAAGAGUAACUCAGAAGGAAAUAGGUUCAUUAAGAAUGAUGAUUUGUAG
Moneuplotes crassus is the source of this 726-nucleotide messenger RNA. The record is from the annotation of a GenBank genome assembly. Lineage: Eukaryota; Ciliophora; Spirotrichea; Euplotida; Euplotidae.